UUUUGGUCUUGACAGUAUACUUGGCGCCAAGAGCCAGACCGGUAGAGUUGGCGCUCAGUAUUCGUAGAAUGAAUGAAUCAGGCAUCAAAGAACAGAACUCUGCGGGGGCGCACAGGCUUGUAGGGGGCGUGACCUCCUUAGAGGCGGAGUCUCCCAGCAGGGACUGAGACCGGAAGUCUGGGCGGGGCUUUCCAAGUGUGCGCUCACGCCUCGGGGCGGGGCUAACCGGGCAGAGAAUUCGCGGACAGAGUUGGGACUUACUUUCCCUCUCCCCGACCAGUUUCCUUCCCCAGAGCCCUGGCUCACCCGAAAGCACCUCUCCCCACCACUCGGAUCCGCUCGUACUUCUCCAUCUCAUUUCUCAGUCACAUUUCCGGAACACCUACACCCAGACGCGGCGCGUGCGCGGACCCGCCCACCCUAGGGCCACGCCCCCUACGUUGCCAGAUAAUUGGGGGCGGAGCAAGUGAGAUUGGAGUUGGUUCAGCCCUGUAUCUGUUUUGUGCUGUUUAAUGGGUCUUACCAGCCCCCACCCACAGUUACUUUUUCAGGGUCCGAGGAAUGGAGUGUUAUGCCGUUUCUUGGCGCGGUUAGCGGUACGGUACCAGCCACUUCCCACACACAUCUCGGCAUCCGGCCCUCAAAAAGCUUCCUUAGAGCGGAGGGGUGCCCUGCACAACCGUGUGAGGGUGGAAAGCCAGGACCGACCUCUCAGCGCAGCACCUCUUUGCCCAUUAGUGACGCUAUUUCGCAAGGGGAGAGCAGAUUCUCAUUGGCACGCAAAUGAUGAACUACCAAAACUGUACCGAGAGCGUCAGCACUCUCGGGUGGAGGAGACACGGUCUCCAGGCCGUCCGGACUUGUGAGCACCGCGCUCGUCAGCACUUCCAACUCCCCCCUGCACACACACGGCUUUGCCUCAGGUAAUCUGCCUUCAACGCUCAACUAUAGGGAGAAUCUCCUUGAGAGGGGGAUGAAAGGGAAGUGGACCACUAUCUGAAAACAUCAGAGAGAGGAGGAAAGGGAGCUGUUUGGCCGAUGUGGGUUCAAAGCUUCUGCCUAAACGUAGGGGGCUGGUCAGUACGACUGUCUUGAACAGGAGUGAGUUCAAUUCCUGUUGUCUCCCUGUGCCGCCUCCUCUGUGUGAGCUCCAUGAAAGCUCAAAGAGCGAGAGGAUGAUUAUUAGCUAAGGGAUAGCGUCCCUAUUUCUGAGUGAAUGAGGAAUGUGAAGAAAGGAGUGUUUAUGUUCUGUCCAGCUCCACCCCUCAAAAGGGUACUCAAACCUACCCAAGUGGAAGGACCACUUGAGGGUCCCCAUGAGGGGCCCUCGGUCGCUGCCUCAGGCUGCUCUUGGCUGAUAAACAAAGCUGCCCUGUGACUAAAGGGGAGCACAGAGGGGAAAAGCCGCUCAACCCGGGACACUCGUGCUCUCACCUAGAAACCAAUCGGGCCGUGGUUGACCCAGGAGCCCCACAGGGGUUAAUAUGUAACCAUGGAGCUAUCAGGGGAGGCAGAGCAAACACCCAAACCUCUUGGUCCCCUAAGGCUUCUAGCUUUCCCUCCCUCUCGCAGCAGCUUUUCCCGAGCUCCCCCCUCCCCUCCAGCUACACCCUUCCACUCCCUUACCGCCACCCCCAGCCCCAGGUUCUCAGCAGUUCUGGCAUUAGCUCUUCGUUCCACUGGAGGCGGGAGGGGAUCCCGCCCCAAGGUGGGGAUAGGCUGACACCUAGUGACCGCGAGCUGCAACUGCCUCGGGCCGCUGGCCUGAAGAGUAAGGGUCACCCCAGCAGCCCCGGCAAAUCCGCGGUCUUUCCUCGUCCCAGUCUCCAAGGAGCCAGGAGAAGAGAGCUGGGACUGUCUGAGGGAGGACUGUGACAGCCGCACGGCCCCGGGAGCCCAAAAGCGAGCUGGGAAGAGGGGUGGUGAUAGAUUAGUCGACCCUUUCCAGGCACGGAGUUGAUGCGGGGCGCCAUACACGCAGAAAAACUGGCCUGAAGAAGCUAGAGAUCCAGUGGAAGAACAGGGUAUGGGCGGAGAUCAUUGUCGAAGUGAGGCUCGGAUCCAUCUGCAGGACCAGGGCUUAAAGGACCCGGGUGUGUGACGGGCCCCGCCCCGCUCUGCCAAGAUUGGAGUUGAGGGAGGAGAGAGUGUACUCUCAGUGCCCGCCCAGGAGGGGGAGCCGGUAGCCCCGGGGAAAGUAGGGACGCGGGUUAAUGAGGCCAAGCGAGGGAGGCGGGGCUCCAUCGGUAGUCGGGAGGCGCCAGAGAGGGGUGCCGCGGGGGUGGCGGCGCCCCCAGUAGAGCUCCUUUUCGCCCGAAGUCCGCGGGAGCCAGGCGGGGCCGGGAGACCCCGCGAAACGGCGCUCAAGCCCUCGGUGCAGCCUAGGAACCGGAGGGGCGGGAGCAAGCGGCCGGGGCGGAGCGGGGCGGGGCGGGGGCGAUAGGGGGCGGAGACAGAGGCCCGCGGGGAGGGCACGGGAGGAGCGCAGGGGCCUAGAGGGCUCCACGAAAUCUGUGCGAGGCUGGCGGCCGGCAGCGAGGCGGCCGGGGUGGACUGGCCCGAGAGGGAGCCCCAUUCCGGGAGCAGUCCGAGGAGGCCGCCUCGAGGGCAGACAGACGGCAGGGAGGGCCAGCAUGCCCCCACUGCUUCACCCCGCCCUGCCCCUGCUCCUGAGCGCCACGCUGACCUUCCGGGGGCUCCGGAGAGCGCUCUGCUGCCUGCCGCUGCCGGCGCACGUGCGCGCCGACCCCCUGCGCACCUGGCGCUGGCACAACCUGCUCGUCUCCUUCGCCCAUUCCAUCGUGUCUGGAAUCUGGGCGCUGCUGUGUAUAUGGCAGACCCCGGAGUUGCUGGUGGAGAUUGAGACGGCAUGGUCGCUUUCUGGCUACCUGCUAGUUUGCUUCUCCGCAGGGUAUUUCAUCCACGACACGGUGGACAUCGUGAUUAGUCAUCAAGCCCGAGCUUCUUGGGAAUACCUGGUUCACCACGUCAUGGCCAUGGGUGCCUUCUUUUCAGGCAUCUUUUGGAGCAGUUUUGUCGGUGGGGGAGUCCUAACAUUGCUGGUGGAGGUCAGCAACAUAUUCCUCACCUUCCGCAUGAUGAUGAAGAUCAACAAUGCCCAGCACCUUCUCCUCUACCGGGUCAACAAAUAUGUCAAUUUGGUCAUGUACUUUCUCUUCCGCCUGGCCCCUCAGGCCUACCUCACGCACUACUUCUUGCGUUAUUUGGGCCAGAGGACUCUGGGCACUUUUCUGCUGGGUAUCCUGCUCAUGCUGGACAUCAUGAUCCUCAUCUACUUUUCCCGUCUCCUCCGCUCAGACUUCUGCCCUCAGCGUGUCCCCAGCCAGCAACACAAAGACAAGUUUUUGACUGAGUGAGAGGCACAAAGCCUACAACUUGUGGCAAGAGCAAACACAGCCAAGAACAGAGCCUCACACAUAUAUGAAAGAAUUAGCCCCAAGCCUGGGGCAUCCUGGGGAUAACCUCUCCACCUUUCAAGUCUGCACCUACUAUUGAAAAUGCUAAUGAAAGCACUCCUCCGAAGUCCUUGUCCUUUCUUGGGCAAGGGGUGAGGAAAGCAGACAGACCGGUUGGACAUGCUGGUUGGGUGCGGGGACAAGGUGCUAUGAAAGGCAGCCAUCCCACACUGCCCUGAAGUGGAUGCUAAUGAGAAUUGUGUAUUGUGUACUGGUUUCAUACAAAGCCUCUUCCAGGGAUAAAGGGAGGGGUUCUUGUUUUUUCUCCUACCACUAUGAUGGUGGCAAAUCGUAGUUGUCCUAGGACAGACAACCAACCCUCAUCUGGGCCACGAAUAUUUGAGUUCCUGUUGCUAAAAU
This is a messenger RNA of Acinonyx jubatus (cheetah), 3836 nucleotides long. It is a transcript of the gene TLCD1, whose product is annotated as TLC domain containing 1. Gene Ontology annotation, cellular component: plasma membrane. Gene Ontology annotation, biological process: membrane assembly; phospholipid homeostasis; regulation of membrane lipid distribution. NCBI's taxonomy places the organism in Eukaryota, Metazoa, Chordata, Mammalia, Carnivora, Felidae. The coding region runs from base 2634 to 3377 and encodes 247 amino acids. The transcript is spliced from 5 exons. The record is from RefSeq and is a predicted model, not a curated record.